CUUAGUUUUUAGAGUUAAAACUUAAUUUACUAAUAUAAUUCUAUAUUUGAAAAAGUCCCCGUUUGAGUUUCUUUUGUUUUUAUGCGUCUUUUUACUUUCUUGAAAACCUUUACAAAUAAUAAUUUAGUGAUAUUAUAAUGGAUCCCAUUGCGGUUUUGCAAAAUAGAAUAGAGCAGUUGGAAGCUAAACUUGGCUUGGCUCCGAAUUCGUUACUGGAGGGCCAACAUCAAGGUGAUACAGUAACUGCAAAUUUGUUAAAUACCGCUCAAGCAAUUAAUAAUGCUACUGCGGGUCAUGAGAAGUUGUCUGAAGCUAAAAACAUGGCCAAUGAACUAAACAACUACACUGACCCAAAUUUUGUUGAAAACAUGCAACAAAACAAUAUGAAUAUGCAUGAGGUGGUCGCUGCAGAGCCAGUCAUUAAACAUCAUUGUCACUGUAUGCAUAGAUGUAAGCAGGCUGCCCCAGUGUUAGAAUCUGAAGCUCUACAGCAAGUCCCACAAAUUCAAGAAGCAGUCAACAACAUGCACAUUGCAGCAGCAGAAGUCAAAGCUGAAGCUGAUGUUGUAUCCCAAGGAGUUCAUGAAUUAGCAGAAACAUGUGGUGCUGCAGCUUCAAAUGCAUCUGAACAACUAGCUAAUGUUGCUCAAAAAGUUGAGCAAGUUGAACAAAAAAUGUUUCCAAAGAGACGAAAUGGAUUGGAUUAAAUCAUUUUAUGAAUAGCUUGAAAGUUUUGCGAUUAUGUUAUAUACUUUAUUUAUUUCAUGUUAUAAAUUAAAAAAGUGUAAUUGCAAUAUAAUUAUACUAUAUAAAGCUGGA
Messenger RNA from Pieris brassicae (large cabbage white), 819 nucleotides. RefSeq lists its product as uncharacterized. Bases 138 to 707 code for a protein of 189 amino acids. The record is from RefSeq and is a predicted model, not a curated record. The transcript is spliced from 4 exons. Gene Ontology annotation, biological process: cytoskeleton-dependent cytokinesis. Gene Ontology annotation, cellular component: dynactin complex. Lineage: Eukaryota; Metazoa; Arthropoda; Insecta; Lepidoptera; Pieridae.